UCAGAGACUGUCGUGACCAUCAUUCUGCUUGGACAGACAGGAAGUGGGAAAAGUGCCACAGGAAACACCAUCCUGAAAAAGCAACCUUUUGUUUCUUAUGCCAGUUCUGUGCCAGUAACACAGGUGUGCCAGAUGGCAGAAGACACAGUUUGUGGAAUCAAGAUCAGAGUCAUAGACACCCCAGAUUUCUUUAAUGAAGACCUUAAAAACCAACAUGAGCAGAUAAAGCUGUGUAAAAGACUUACUCUGACAGGGCCUGUUGUGUAUUUACUGGUCAUGCAGAUUGGCCGAUUCACAGAUGGUGAGAGAGAGGUUCUUCCAAACUUGAAGCGAGAGUUUGGCGAGGAUGUGACUGUAAAUACUGUGAUUCUUUUCACUGGUAAAGAGAAACUGAAGGACAAGACUUUACAGGACUACAUCAGAGAAACCGAUCCAGAGCUUCGGGAGCUGAUCAAAACCUGUGAUUUUAGAUGCCAUGCAUUAAACAACAAUGAAAAAAGUAAUCAACAGGUGAAAAAAAUGAUGGAGCUCAUCAUGGAAAUGCAUAGAGAGAGAGGCAUUACCAUUCGAAAAUCUAGCCAUCAUAACAAGAUAAACGAGAACAAAGAGUGCAGAAUCUUGUAGAUAAUGACAAAGUGUGCAUUUGUGUUAAAUAUCUCAUAUCCGUAAUAUAGACCUAAAAAAAUUACAUUAUAAAAUAUAAUUGAACAAUGUACAUGAAAAGCUUGAGUUUCUUUGUUCUUAUGUUGCAAAUCAAUCACUGUGACCAAAAAGCUAAUUGGAAUUUGACCUGUAUUUACAGUUUGUUACUCUGGAUUUGUUUGGAUAAAUGGCAAGUAAUGUUGAUUAAUCUCGAAUAAACUUUUUAUUAUGAUUUAACUAUUUAAAUAAUUUGUCUUUUAUGUAUUUAACAAUGUUACAUAAUAUAAGGUCUUUAAACUUUCACAAAUGAGGAGUACAACU
This is a messenger RNA of Xyrauchen texanus (razorback sucker), 963 nucleotides long. Its product is annotated as GTPase IMAP family member 2-like. The transcript has a single exon. NCBI's taxonomy places the organism in Eukaryota, Metazoa, Chordata, Actinopteri, Cypriniformes, Catostomidae. The annotation marks the transcript as partial. Gene Ontology annotation, molecular function: GTP binding. The record is from RefSeq and is a predicted model, not a curated record.